CACACUACACACACUCAUCCUUCCUCCUCUUCAAAUUCACCAAUUUUCCUAAUUUCAAUUCAUUCUUCUCCCACUUUCUCUCUCUAUAUCUCAAAAAGAUUCAAUUUUUCCAACUUCCCUACAAUCAAAAUCCCCAAAAUUUCCCCUUUUUUGCUAAAAAUUCUGCUCUAUCGAAAUGGCUGAGGAAACCAAGAAGACGGCUCCGGAGGCGGCGUGCGCGGCCGAGGAGGUGGCGGCGGUUUCCGACGUGCCGGUGGUGGAGAAGCCCGCCGCCGUUGAGAAGGAGGUGCCCCCGCAGCCCGAGCCCGAGCCCGAGCCCGAAAAGAAGGUGGCCGAUGAAGGAGAGAAGGAGAAAGAUGAAUCCGCGGCGGCGCCGGCGGCGGAGGAUGAGAAAAUUGCUGAAUCCGCCCCCUUUAAAGAGGAGAGCAACAAAGUCGACGAUCUCGUCGAUCCCGAGAAGAAAGCUCUCGAUGAACUCAAGCUCCUGAUUCAAGAAGCCCUCAACAAGCACGAAUUCACCGCGCCGCUGCCUCCGCCGCCGGCCAAGGAGGAGGAGAAAAAGGCAGAAACAGAAGCAGAGGAAAAAACAGAGGAAAAGAAAGAAGAGACCAAAACAGAAGAGAAAAAGGAAGCAGAAGAGACCAAAAAAGAAGCAGAAGAGGUAAAAAUCGAAUCUUGCGAGGCCCCACCUGCUGAAACUCCGGCGCCGCCGCCUGCGGCGGAGGAGCCGGCGGUGGAGAAGCAGCCGGAAGAAGCAAAGAUCGAAUCUUGCGAGGCCGCGGAGGAGAUUAAGGAAACCAUAGUCCAUGAAGUCACCGCUCCCACCCCACCCCCCUGCGAGGAGCCCGCCACCGCCCCUGCGGCGGAGGAAGAAGCUCCCCCGCCGGCGGCGCCGGAGGAGGUCUCGAUCUGGGGCGUCCCUCUCCUCGCCGACGAGAGGAGCGACGUGAUCCUCCUCAAAUUCUUGAGGGCUCGUGAUUUCAAAGUGAAGGAGGCUUUCACCAUGCUGAAAAACGUGGUGGCGUGGAGGAAGGAAUUCAAGAUUGAAUCUUUAAUCGAAGAGGAGGAAUCUGCUCUUGUUGAAGGGCUUGAGAAAGUUGUGUUCUUGAGUGGUGUGGACAAAGAGGGCCACCCAGUUAGCUACAAUGCUUUUGGGGCCUUUCAGGAUAAGGAUUUGUAUAAUAAAACCUUUGGUGAUGCUGAGAAAAGGGGUAAAUUCUUGAGGUGGUAUAUUCUGUUGUUGGAGAAGAAUAUCAGGAAAUUUGAUUUCAGCCCUGAUAGCAUUUGCACCAUUGUUCAAAUCACUGAUCUUAAGAACCUGCCUGGUUUGAUUCUCUUCAAGAAAGAUUUCAGGCAGGCUACUAAUGAGGCACUUCAGCUUCUUCAAGAUAACUACCCUGAGUUUGUUGCCAAACAGGUGUUCAUCAAUGUUCCAUGGUGGUAUGUGGCUUACAAUAGGUUGAUCAGUCCAUUCUUGACUCAAAGAACCAAGAGCAAGUUUGAGUUUGCUGGCCCUACUAAGACCACUGAGACCCUCUUCAAAUACAUAGCACCUGAGCAAGUCCCAGUUCAAUAUGGUGGCCUAAGCAAGGAGGGUGAGGCAGAAUUCACCACUGCUGAUUCUGCAACAGAGGACACCAUCAAGCCGGCGGGCAAGCACACUGUUGAGAUCCCGGUCACUGAGGCUUGCACAGUGGUGUGGGAGGUGAGGGUGGUGGGCUGGGAGGUCUGCUACGGGGCGGAGUUUGUGCCCUCUGUCGAGGGGGGAUACACGUGGAUCGUGCACAAGUCGAGGAAGAUUGGGCCCGGGGACGAGCAGGUGGUUAGUGGCAGCUUCAAGAUUGGCGAGACUGGCAAAGUUGUGCUCACAUUUGACAACCAAACAUCAAAGAAGAAGAAGCUUCUCUUCAGGUUCAAGACUAAGCCCUCUGAAUGAAUGGAAGAAUGAGGAGAGGAAAAGGGUGUUUUUUCUUUCCUUUGUUCAGUCACAUAAUUCUUUUUUACUUGAUUUGUGUUUAAAGAGAAGAAAAACUUAUUAGUUGGUGUUGGGAAAUGUUGUUGAUUCUAUAUUUGUUUGUUGGUUGUUAUUACAAACUGAAGUUUUUUGUUGUUGGAUUGCUGUGUAACAAAAAUUUGGAAUUCAAGUACAUAUGUUUAAUGAAUGAGUUAAUGUGAAA
Molecule: messenger RNA, 2177 nt
Organism: Salvia hispanica
Lineage: Eukaryota; Viridiplantae; Streptophyta; Magnoliopsida; Lamiales; Lamiaceae
Product: patellin-3-like
Molecular function (GO): lipid binding
Source: RefSeq, a predicted model, not a curated record